AUGGGGCGAGCCGAUGGGGACGAAACGAGCGUGGCGGGUAAGACGUGCGUCGUCACCGGCGCGAGCCCCGGCGGAAUCGGCUUAGAGGUGGCGAGGGCCCUCGCGAGGGGCGGCGCGAGGGUCGUGCUCGCGUGCAGGUCUCGGUCCAAGGCGGCCGCGGCGGCUCGGGACAUCAUCGCAUCGACGGGCAACGACAACGUGGAGUGCCGAACGCUCGACCUCGCCAGCCUGGCGUCCGUUCGGGAGUUCGCGGACGGCUUCAACGGCCCGGAGGAGCUCGUGGACAUCCUGGUGAACAACGCCGGGGCCAUGUUCAAGGAGUACGGCGUCGCGGAGCAGGGCAGAGAGCGAACGUGGCAGGUCAACACGCUGGGUCCCACGUACCUGGCGAGGCUGAUGAUGCCCGCGCUGGCGCGCGCGGCGGCCGCCAACGGCAACGCCCCGGGCAGCGCGAGGUACGUGUACGUCACGUCCAAGCUCGAGCUCAAGGGCGUGGUCGCCGGGGAGCUGCGCAGCGGCGCGUCCGACCUUCGAAUGUUCAACGCCAUCGCCGACGUGACGAAAUUCGACACGUUCAAGCGGUACGCCACGGCGAAGCAGGCGGGAACCGCGCUCACGUUCGAGCUCGCGAGGCGCGUAAAGUCGGCACCCAAAUUUGCCGGGAUCGCCGUGCACUGCGUGUCCCCGGGGAUGGUCAACACCAACCUCGGGAGGUUCGCGGGCGCGGCGUUUGUGCUGGCGGCGCCGCUUCGCUGGGCGCUGACAAAGACGCGGGCGCAGGGAGCGGAGCCGGUGCUCUUCGCGUGCCGAUCGAACGCGCCGGAGGUGGCGAACGAAACGGGGGGGUACUUCGGCACGUCGUCGAGCUUCAAGAGCGGUCCGGUGGCGGGGCUGGAGGCGAGCGAGACGGCGAGGGACCCGGGCGUGGGCGCGAGGCUGUGGGCCAUCGCCGAGGCUCAGCACGGCGCGUGCGGAGAGUGGGACCGAUCGUGACGAACGGCGACGACGCCUGGCUGGCUAGGAUGCGAUGAAACACGUCGACUUGCUUGUAAUUGAACAGGUGCGUAUACUCA
Messenger RNA from Micromonas commoda, 1073 nucleotides. RefSeq lists its product with no specific name. The transcript has a single exon. The coding region runs from base 1 to 993 and encodes 330 amino acids. The record is from RefSeq and is a predicted model, not a curated record. NCBI's taxonomy places the organism in Eukaryota, Viridiplantae, Chlorophyta, Mamiellophyceae, Mamiellales, Mamiellaceae.